Zea mays is the source of this 1059-nucleotide messenger RNA. RefSeq lists its product as uncharacterized. Lineage: Eukaryota; Viridiplantae; Streptophyta; Magnoliopsida; Poales; Poaceae. The record is from RefSeq and is marked validated.
AGUUGUCACACUUCAUCCACAUUGCUUGGCUCACAAUGAUCAACGAGUUCUUCGUUAGGCAGGUACACGGAUGAGUCAUUGGGGGUUGAGACACAUCCACACUCAAAUGACUCUAUUUAUUCCUUGCUUUCGUUGCCAAGCUAAUGAACUGCGUGCGUUCAAAAGGACUAGCGAUACCCUAUCUAUCUUCUACCUCAACCGUAAGUACCACCAUGGGUGCACACACAGCCAUAGCUCCAGUGGUGAGCAAGAUCUUCUGCAGCUCCUCGCAGGCCGUGCUGAUGGUGCGCAGGCGUCCUCCUACCGUGAACGGCGGCGGCCUUGUUGUUACAGACCGGAACCAGACGGCCGCUUUCAGGGUCGAUGGCUGUGGAACCAUCGGUGCUAGCGGGCAGCUGAUCGUCAGGGAUGGCGAUGGCAGCGCAAUCCUCUUCAUUCACAAGAAGGGAGGCGUCGUUCAAGCGCUGAGCGUCAACAACUGGUGGAGAGGGUAUCUGACCGACUAUGGCGAGCCAAGCAAGCUGGUUUUCAGCUUGCAGGAUCCCAAGCCUGUCCUCUGCACGAACACGAAGGGUGACGUUCGGGUCACCGUGGAGCCCAGCGGGAGGACGAAGAGGCACUGGGACUACGAGGUGACUGGAUCCUUCGCUCAGAGGUCUUGCGCCAUCAAGAACCGAGCAGGCCAGCUUGUAGCGCAGAUUGGCGGCAAGGGGAUGAUGGCAGGCAGGGACCUGUACCAGGUGGUGGUGCAGCCGGGCUAUGACCAGGCCUUUGUGGUUGGCAUUAUUGCCAUUCUUGACAACACGCAUGGAGAGUCCACGAGCUGCUAAUAAGAUCCGCUCCAGCAGCAAUUUGUUAGAAUACAGUUGUGUAGCUUGAUUAUUUUAUUGGACUGUACAUUGCUUGCUCUAUCUUUUCGUUGAUAGCUAGGCUACCAUGUACAUGAUAUGUAUAUAUGUGAUAUCCAAGUGUGUUGUAUUUCAAGUUUGGUAUGGUUCACUGUUCACAUUCAAAAGGAUUUAAGUUCUUGAUACUAGCGUAUAGUGGUUACUUUUAUCC